Molecule: messenger RNA, 1465 nt
Organism: Trematomus bernacchii (emerald rockcod)
Lineage: Eukaryota; Metazoa; Chordata; Actinopteri; Perciformes; Nototheniidae
Product: centromere protein N-like
Biological process (GO): chromosome segregation; CENP-A containing chromatin assembly
Source: RefSeq, a predicted model, not a curated record
CUUUGGUAGGCGGUUUGUUUGGAUUUGUUCUCCUGUCACACUGCAAGCUGUAAGGAUUCAACAGUUUAAUUAACUCAAAAAACGAUCCAAUAAAACUGCUAAUAUUAUAGCAUUAUUAUCUGAGGAAGGAUGGAUGAAUCUAAGAAACGCCUAGUGCAACGACUCAUGAGAAAGAUACCGACUAAAAUGCUGAAAACAACGCUGGAGAAGUGGGGCCGUUUGACCGGGGAACAGCAGCGGGCCAUGGAUAUCAUUCAGUCAAAAUGGGCGUUAACGGAAAACCUACUCGCUAUUUGCGAGGAAAACGAGUUGGCAGUUAAACACCUCACAGAACUCGAGAUGAUUUAUAUGAUAGACAAUCCAGACCACGGGAUGUGGUAUGCCUUCCAGCUUACUGACCCUGAAGAUGAUGCUCAAUCUGUAGAUCUGACGCAGUUCAAGGAACAAUUUAAAUCUCACCUAAGAGAACUUGUGAGAGAAGUGUCCAUCAAAAUAAAAAAACAAGAUGAAGCCGUUUGGAUUCGGAUUGCAUGGGGAGACGCCUCCUCUCACCCCGACCAUCUCAAACCAACAUAUGUUGUUCACUAUCUUCAAACACCAUAUGUCUUUGUGACCCGUCUGACUUCAAAGCAAAAGCCCAUGUUAUCCCAGGCCAUGGUUCUGUCCACCAGGUAUCAAUAUUUCAAGGAUGCCAACCUCAGUGGCCGGAAUCUCACUGCCAUUAGGGACCUGCUGAUGAGGAAAUAUCAACAGGUCUUCCCCACCAAGUAUCCCAGCCCUCUCACAGAAAGAAAACAAACAGUCACAAACCCACACGUAGAAAGAGAACAAGCUAAGCCUGCAGCAAACAGACUUCAGAUGGCCUGUGAGGCCUUUGGUGGUGGGACGUUACCUCAGCUACAGUCUGCAGUUUACAAGCUGGAGACAAAGUUCAGAGACCACACCAACACACUCAUGACGGAGCGAGAGGAGCCCUUCAGAUGUGUUGUCAAAUUUUCCAGCACAAACCUCCUGGAGUCACUCAAAAACUGCGCAUCUUCAGGAAUUGCAUCCACCCCAGUCACACCUCUGCUUUCAGCUAUACCCCUAAAAGGAAAGAAUUAUUUUGUCAUCACAGACAAUGGACCUGGUCCUUCCUCACAAAUGCGCCAAACACAGAACUGAUGGGCGACAGGAACUUGAUUUUAAAGGAGUCAAAGCAUGGCGCCAUGUCUGGUCAACCCAGGGUUUGCUCUUAUUGUUCUAUCAUCAAUCUCCUUGUUCAAGAGCCACUGCCCCUCCAAGAUCUGUAGAAAUGAAUGUACCUUUAUUACCCAGUUGAAAAUAUCUUAUUAGUUGACAAUCGAUAAUUGUCAUUUUUAUGUUUGUUAGUGUUUUAGUGCAAGAAUGUUAUUUCUAUGAAAUAUAUGUCCCAAAUUGAAUAUAAAGCUGUUUUAAAAAAAUAAAAAUGUUUUGAAGUUUGUAA